AUGGGCCAGAAAGGACUGCUUCGGCUGCUCGUCGGGUUCCUGCUGACCUACCCUUCAGCAGGAUGGACAGGCCCCUCGGGCGGUACCGACAAUGUCUCUGGUGUGGUUAUUCAUGAUCCCGAUGGCUUGCUGGGUCGGAGCGCAUGGUCCCAGGAUACCGGAAAGUUGUCCUCGCUGUUGCAAAGCUUCGAAGCGAGCAUGGGCUCUAGACACCUCGGCCAGUUCGCUGUGCAUGCGGGCAUUGCCUUCGUGGAUUCGGACGGGCUGUCGCAUGUCCAAGCAGAUCUCUUGGCGCAGGAAUUGGGCUUCAAUGGAGCAGAGCUUGGAGUGUUGGUGGCCCUCAGCGCAGUGUCGGUAGCUCUUGCUGGCUCCCUGCUACAAGCACAGCUGCCGGGUGGUGAGGAGCACCUGCUGGAAUCUGACGAGUGGCUGUCUGCAGAGGCACUUUGCCAAGCCCUCCUGCGAUCAGGCGAUUACCUCUCUGCUGCUGAGGCUGCGCUCCGCGGCAUUCUGCAGGCCCUCACCCAUUCGAUUGAGAGCAUCGCCCCGCACGGCAGCUUCAAGCAGAAAGAGCUCGACAAGUGGGAGUCUGAGUACCAGGUUGGCGAGGUAUGGCUCAACAUGUGUGGGGAGAAGGUUUGUCGAGAGCUGGUGUUGGGCGAUGUCCGGCAGCUCAGUGAUGGAUUCGAGCGGUACUACCACGAGGCCUUAGUCUAUCCAGCUCUGAGCUUGCUGGGUUCGCAGAAGCGAAAGGUCUUGAUCCUGGGUGGCGGUGAUGGCGGCGUUGCAACCGCUGCACUGCGCUUUGACACUGUGGAGCAGAUCGUCAAUGUGGACAUCGACAGCUUCGUCACGCAGGCAGCUACAAAGUGGUUUCCGAAAGUGGCAGCUGGCCUCAAUGACAGCAGAUGCGAAAUGCUACAUCUGGAUGCGUUUUCGUGGGUGGAGGAGCAGUACAAAAGUGGCAGAUCUACUUUUGACCUUAUAGUGAUCGACUUCACUGAUGAGCCCGUGAAGGGGGCUUGGUCGAAGAAGUUCUUCUCAGAGGUGAGAGGUUUGCUCACCAAAGAUGGCAUUGUGGUGCAGAAUGUUGGCACGAUCGCAAACCCAGAAGACAUGCGCAAGCUCUACGGCCUUCAUGCAGAUAUGUUUCCGGCUGUCUUUCCUCUGCAUGCAAUGAUUCCGGACUACUUGGGUCCGUACAUGCUGGUUCUGAGCAGCGCGAAACCACUGGAUCCAGCAGCUGUGGAUUGGGACCACUGGCAAAGGCAGCAGAUUCUGGGACAGUAUUAUGGUGGAGCAGCUCAGCAUCACGCUCUCUUCCGACACAUCCCGGCUGAUGUGUCUCGUUUGCUGGGAUUGUCGCUGAGCUUUGACGAGAAGGGGUCUUUGCCGGCUCCAUCUUCUGUCGUUCGACCGCUUCCCUUUUUCAAAAGGGUGACGUCCAGCAAAGAGAAGGUCAUCGACAAGAUGAAGGGGAUCGAUGGCAGCAAGGUGCAAGUGUCGGCGGAGGGUAGCUCUCUGAGUUUCUAUCAGGACCGUGACUUGCUUCUGGACGAGAAAUCCCUAGAGAGAGAUGAGGUCCUCGCACUCCCAGCCUUGGCUGUUCUCGGUAGUCGGGCCCAGUCCGUUCUUGUCCUGGGUGGCGGGACAGGUGGAGUAGCAGCACUUGCGCUCAAGUGGCCGAGUGUCCAAAAGAUCGUGGUGGUUGAGGUGGACGAGGUCGUCCUGAAGGUCGUCAGAAAGCACUUCCCCAAGCAGGCUGAAGUCCUUUCGGACCCCCGGGUCGAGCUCGUCCUUGAGGAUGCUUUCGUGUGGCUCACGCAGGACAAGCGCAGCUUCGACUUAGUCGUCGUGAACAUGUUGGAUCAACCUUGGCUGCCUGCGAGGAGAACGACGAGAUUGCCUAGGACAAGGGCUUUCUACAGGCGGCUGAUGGCGAAGGUGGCCUCAGGAGGCUGCUUAACGCAGGAGGCUGGCAGUGCUGCAAUGCCAGAACAGUUUGGCAGCAUGUUGUCCAUCCAUCGCAGCGUCUUUGUGAGCACGUGGCCCAUAGCAAUGAGCAGCUCCAGCCCGCAGCCAGCAGUGCCAGGAGAUGAGUUUGAUGGCAUCUACUUCCGUUUGCCGCGACUCUUCCUGCUCAGCGCGGUGAAUGUACUAAGCCCGUUGCAGGCAUCCUGGGAACUUUGGCAAGGCUUCGUUGAUUCGGGAACAGUAACUACUUACUAUCACCCGGCCAUGCACGUCUCGCUGUUCACACUCCCUGCAGAGAUGCAGCGUCGCUUCGACGUGCCUCCACCUGCAAUAGCAACGAGAGACACUGAGGAAGCUCCACCUUCGCACCUGGUCCACACAUUCAUGACGGAGGCUUCAGGGUGCUCACCAGACUUGCUUAAUGACAUUCCAGGCACAGGCGAGCUUCUUCGGAGACUGGCGACGCUGGGCGACCUUACUGUGCUCGGACACCUGGAGCACAAGUUCCAUCCACAGGCGUGGGUUGGCAGCACCGACCACGGCUUCCCCAGCUGGGGCUGUCCUGAGCGCAUGAUAUCUGAACUGUCGGAGCUAUCCACACGUGGCCUGAACGCGGCUAUGCGGCCUGGUGCCUCAGCAACACCAUUGCCAGACGAUGAAAGGCUGAUGUUCCUUGCCCAGGUCGUCGAUGUGGUUUCGUGCAAAGCCCUCCGGCUGAUCACUCGCAAUGCGAUGGAGAUGGAGGCUGUGGCAUCGUUCUCAGCAAGUUUGUUUUGCGAGGACGCGGGCACACUGAGGACGACUGUACUUGAUUUCUUCGCGGGUUUGGUGCUUCACUACCAGAUGGCCGCACACUCGCCGCACCAGCCACUCCCGCCGCUGCUGCACUGCGAUAGAGCAACGCUAGACGAAGGGUACCACGAUGCUUGCCCCCUGGUGGAGGAAGGCGAUGAGAAUGCGCAGGUCGGGCCCUCUUACCGGCUUUGUUGUGGCUUCCUGGGCGACGACACAGACUCCGACCACAUCGCGGCGCCAGGAGCUGCUGGACACCUCGUUAUCCAGGGCAUGCCGGAGGGCUUCCGCGAGAUCGGCGUGCACCUCCAGAAAAUCAUCCGCAACAUGACCCAGGACGAUGUCGUGGACCCGUUUCCUGCACUUCCGCGGCAAGGCAUUGGUGGUGACACCUGGCACCAGAAGAUUGGCCAGAAAGGCGGUGACGCAUUGGGGGCACUCUGGUCUGGAGGCCAAGGCACCGUUCUGGACGUUGUCCCCAACGGCGUGCCUGACCUCGGGCAGGGCAAACCCGGGGCCUUGAUCCGAUCCCCCACGAGACGCAUCGCGGACCUGGAGCUGCUUGGAUCGCUCUUCCUGGUGGCUUUCCUGGCGGACAAGAACGACAUCGCUCAUCGCUGUCCAGUGAUCCCAUUGCUCCCGGACAACCAAGAAGACAUUUAUUCCCUCCUGGACAUCAAGUCCAGGAAAAUGCCCUCGGCGGCAAUCCUGAUGGAGCUCAUGCUCCUACUCCACCGGAAAGGGUGCAUCCUGGCUCCCUGGACAGGAACUUACGCACCCAGACUAUGA
Messenger RNA from Symbiodinium sp. CCMP2592, 3555 nucleotides. The record is from the annotation of a GenBank genome assembly. NCBI's taxonomy places the organism in Eukaryota, Dinophyceae, Suessiales, Symbiodiniaceae.